Messenger RNA from Blepharisma stoltei, 2093 nucleotides. The record is from the annotation of a GenBank genome assembly. Lineage: Eukaryota; Ciliophora; Heterotrichea; Heterotrichida; Blepharismidae.
AUGUCUCAAAUAAGGUUUCACUAUUUAGAUCUCUUCGGCAGAGGAGAAGUUACUAGAAUAAUAUUGAAAUAUUUAGGUCUUGAAUUUGAAGAUAUAAGAUACACCCGUGAGGCUUGGAAUGAAACCAAAACAUCAGGAAUAGCAGAAUUUUAUCAAGUGCCUUUACUCCAAAUUGAUGGCCACAACUUGGUUCAGUCCAGAGCUAUCGAAAAGUACACUUUCAUUAAUAAAUAUAAUUUUAUAUGCUUUAUAUCUCUUUUAAUAAUAAAUUCCCAAAUUCAAUUACCAAGAAUGGUACAAUUUUUUAGAAGAUUAUAUGUUCCUAACUUUGAAAUUUGCUUAAUAAUUAUGCAAAAAUUAUUUAUUAGUUUUGCCGGAAAAAUAAAUAAAUAUUAUACUUGCUCAGAAGAGCUAUAUACAUUAAAAUGGCGACAAGUGCCACCUGCCCUCGUGGCGAAGCAGUCCAGACUUUAUGGCCGCGGUGAACUGGGACGGACUCCAAUUCGAGAAUCAAGUGCAGGCUCAAGAGAUGUGUACCCGGGUAGGCUUGGCUGCUUUCCUGUUGUAGAAAUGGAGGUACUCAGCAACGUCCUUUUGGAUCCGAGGGGGCAUUCUUCUACCGAGAAACUGGGGGUUUCGGCCUAAGCUACAGGGGAGUAGUCUUUUUUCUAUAGCUACCGAAGGAAAAGAACUUCAGCACCGGGCAGACUCCAAAGACACUUACUCCCCCCCUUUAAAUUGGAACAAAAUUUAAUUUUUAUAAUAAAAAAUUAUAUAUAUAAUUUUUAUCUAAAAAGUUUUGAUAUAAGUUAAAUGCUUCUUCUUAACUAAAAUUAAAAAUUUAUUUAUAUCUUGCUCUUUUUUAAAGAAAAAAGUAUAAAGAGCAUCUUAUUUAAAUAAAUUUAUUAUCCUUAAUUGGUAAAUUUUAAAAAAAAUUAAUUUUUUUUUUUUAAAAAUUUUCAAAAAAUUUUUGUUUUUUUGGUAAAAAUGAUAUUUUUUAUUUGGAUAGUUUUGAUAUAAAUUCAAUCGGAAUUCUUUAUAAAAUUUCAAAAUUUACUUAUUCCUUGCUUUAUUUUAAAGAAUAGAGUAUAAAUAGCAUCUAAAUUAGCACUUUGAUCGAUAAAUUUCUAAAAUUUAUUUUUUUUUAAUUUUUUUUAUCAAUAAAAAUAACAAAUUUUGUGUAAAUAAUUUUGAUACCAAUUAAUAGUGGCGUAUUAACUAAUAAUGAAAAUUUAGUUAUAUCUUGCUUUGUUUUAAAGGAUAAAGAGUAAAUAGCAUUUUAUUAAACAAAAUUUAUUGAUCUAAUUCGAUAAGCUUUUGAAAUUUUUUUUUUUUAAUUUUUAUAUAUUUUAUAAAAAAUUUUAUAUUGAUAUUUUUUUUUAAAAAAAAAAAUUAACCCCCCUUUAAAUUGGAACAAAAAUUUUAGUUCCAAUUUAAAGGGGGGGGGCGAGUUAGAAUCAAGCUAUUCCAAUGGUCUGCCACAGGGCCGCAGAAAUUCACAAGCACUCAAGACUGAAGCCUCAAGGUGAGGAGGAGAUGAAGGUACCGAAGUGGCAUCCACCUUCGGAGGAAAGACCCUCUGGCAUGAAGUCGAAAAGCGGUUGAAUCUCCCAUACGGGAGGUCUUUUGGUGACUAUAUCACCACUAUGGUUAAUGCCUGCCUUUAAUAAAUCUAACCUAAUUUGCUCAGAAGAGCUGGGCUUAUUUCAAGUGAUCCUUUUGCCAACUAUCAAUCAGAAUCUCUUGUUGGCUAUAUAGAUGAUACCAUCCAAAUUGUUGUCAAAUUCAUGUGAAUUGAUAAAGAUUUGGAAGGACUUGGGAAAUGGAUACAAGAGCAGCUUCCAGAAAGGCUUAAGAUCAUUGAAAAAAGGCUAAAUGAAAGCAAUACCCACCUUGCUGGCGAUUCAAUAAGCCAUGCAGAUUUUGUUGUUUUCGAAUUUCUUUAUGAUGGAUUUUUAAGACCUCAAAAGGCUGCAACAGCAAGAUCUAUUCUUGAAGCAAAUGCUCCUAGACUUCUUCAGUUCGCAGAGACUUUUAAGAGCCAUCCUCACUUAGCAGCUUAUCUUGCAACAAGGGAAGAGAGGGAAAAUUAA